AGUGAAGUCUCGCGAGAAGAGGCGGUCGCUGUAGCGGAGCCCUGUGGCUGUGUGUGUGUGUGUGUGUGUGUGUGUGUGUGUAUGUGUGUCUGAGGAGGAUCCGGCGCCGAAGCUGCGGACGGUUUGCUGAGCCCGUUAGUGUCCCUGCGGAGACUCAACGCCGGCGUCAUGUCCCGGUACCUGCGCCCCCCCAACACGUCUCUCUUCGUGAGGAACGUGGCCGACGAUACCAGGUCUGAAGACUUACGUCGGGAAUUUGGUCGUUACGGUCCUAUAGUUGAUGUGUAUGUUCCACUUGAUUUCUACACUCGCCGUCCAAGAGGAUUUGCAUAUGUUCAAUUUGAGGAUGUUCGUGAUGCCGAAGAUGCUUUACAUAAUUUGGACAGAAAGUGGAUUUGUGGACGCCAGAUUGAAAUACAGUUUGCACAGGGGGAUCGAAAGACUCCAAAUCAGAUGAAAGCCAAGGAAGGGAGGAAUGUGUAUAGUUCUUCACGCUAUGAUGAUUAUGACAGAUACAGACGUUCUAGAAGCCGAAGUUAUGACAGAAGAAGAUCAAGAAGUCGGUCCUUCGAUUACAACUAUAGGAGAUCUUAUAGUCCUAGAAAUAGACCGACUGGAAGACCACGGCGUAGCAGAAGCCAUUCCGACAAUGAUAGAUUCAAACACCGAAAUCGAUCUUUUUCAAGAUCUAAAUCCAAUUCAAGAUCACGGUCCAAGUCCCAGCCCAAGAAAGAAAUGAAGGCUAAAUCACGUUCUAGGUCUGCAUCUCACACCAAAACUAGAGGCACCUCUAAAACAGAUUCCAAAACACAUUAUAAGUCUGGCUCAAGAUAUGAAAAGGAAUCAAGGAAAAAAGAACCACCUAGAUCCAAAUCUCAGUCAAGAUCACAGUCUAGGUCUAGGUCAAAAUCUAGGUCAAGGUCUUGGACUAGUCCUAAGUCCAGUGGCCACUGAUAGUAUAAACCAUGAUAUUUUUAGGCAUGUAUCAUUCAUUUACUCAUAGUUUGGUUUACUUAAAUUAUCAGGAAUACAAUGUUGCAAUGAUGCUUAAAAAACACUUGUCAGUUUUCCCUGUACCAGGCAAUGGUUAUAAUUAAAAUGAUAUGCUGUUGAGAAGCCACUCUUAAGAGUCCAGUUUGUUUAAUGUUAUGGGCAGCUACCAAUUCGUGGUGUCUCUGUAUAUUUUUGUAAAGAUUCUCAUUUUUUAUGCUUGAAGUAUUGGUGAAAAGAUGUUGGUUGACCAUAAUUUGCAACAUUGUCUUAUUAAAAAUAAACUUUCAUAUCCAUACUUGGUAGAACUGUUAACCUAGAAAUGUAGCUUGCUAAUAAGAUAGAAUGAUAAAAAAGUGAAGUUGUAGCCACAGUACAACACUGACCGACCAGACACAUUUAGGUUCAGGGUGGACCUGUUUGUCUUGUCAAGAUGUCUAGGCCCGUGAUGGUAAUUUAUGGCACAGUGCGGAAUAGUUCUUUUGUUAACCCCCACUGUCUUGGAAAAUGACAAGUGGGUUAAGUAGCAUUUUUCAGGCAGAUUGUUUGAUUGAAACAAGGAGCCUUCACUUUCCUGGUUUCUAUGAAGAUUUGGAACCAUACAAACGUCGGAAAAACUCACCUUAAAACUUGGGCAGGUUGAUGAUGGCAGAAAUAAUUUUAAGUGGAAAAGAAUGCUCUUAUGUAGUUACUCUCAACUUUAAGGAGCGUUGUUGACCAUAAUAUUGCAUAGUUUUCUUACUGCUGUUAAAAGCAAGUAAAGUGUUUCAAAGGAGGUUUUGUUUGUGAGUGUGCAUAGUGUAAGAGGACUGAAUUUUGAUGCUUAAAGCACUUGGUGUGUGCAUUUGUAUCAAAAUGUGCCCAUCUCUCUAUGAAGGAAGCUUGUUCUUCACACCUCAGUUUAUUUAACGUGAGGCAAGUUAAAAAAACAACACUCCCAUUCUAAGUGAUUCUCUGGUGCCAUGAGAUUUAAAAUAACUUUGAAAAAAAUUAAUUUCAAGAAAGUCACAUCUCUUUGAGUUUUUGAUUGAUUAUCAGUGUAGUACCUGAUAAAAAUAAGAGAAUAAUACCCUACUCUAUAAAAAUUUCUAACAUCUCUCUGUGAGAUCAUGUGGGGGCAAUAAAAAGUGACUUGAUAUGUCCAGUCUCAUUUCAGAGUAAAAGCUAGCAUCUUUAAAAUUUUAGAUCGCUUGCUUACAGGCAUAAGUAAGAAAUGCUGUGGGGAAACUAUCCCUUUUAGAGGAUUACUUUUUUCAGUUUUGGUUUUAGAGAUCUAGGCCUUGCCUGUAAAGAACAAAAGGUGGUUUUUAAAUACUGUUUGUGGAAUGUGUUUAAAGGAUUGAUUCUAGAACCUUUGUAUAUUUGAUAGUAUUUCUAACUCAUUUCUUUACUGUUUGCAGUUAAUGUUCAUGUUCUGCUAUGCAAUCAUUUAUAUGCACGUUUCUUUAAUUUUUUUAGAUUUUCCUGGAUGUAUAGUUUAAACAAAAAGUCUAUUUAAAACUGUAGCAGUAGUUCGCAGUUCUAGCAAAGAGGAAAGUUGUGGGGUUAAACUUUGUAUUUUCUUUCUUAUAGAAGCUUCUAAAAAGGUAUUUUUAUAUGUUCUUUUUAACAAAUAUUGUGUACAACCUUUAAAACAUCAAUGUUUGGAUCAAAACAAGACCCAGCUUAUUUUCUGCUUGCUGUAAAUUAAGCAAACAUGCUAUAAUAAAAACAAAAUGAAGGAAA
Messenger RNA from Capra hircus (goat), 2715 nucleotides. It is a transcript of the gene SRSF10, whose product is annotated as serine and arginine rich splicing factor 10. Lineage: Eukaryota; Metazoa; Chordata; Mammalia; Artiodactyla; Bovidae. Bases 169 to 954 code for a protein of 261 amino acids. Gene Ontology annotation, molecular function: RNA binding. The record is from RefSeq and is a predicted model, not a curated record. The transcript has 6 exons.